AUGAUUAUUGCUGCUCUGACAGUAGCAGGGCCGCAACAAUUGUGGCUUACGGCUUCAGGGCCGAUGGUCUUUAACUAUCGACAGACUGAUGAUGUGAGCGUCUACGCAACUCCGGUUCAAUCGGCCAUUUCGUUGAAAAUAGCCGAAGCAACAAUCCAGUCAUUGUGUCUGGUGCCACCGCAGCCAAGUAACGGCCACUGGAAGCUCCAUCGAAAGUUCUGCGAUGACCACUACAAGGAUUGCGACGUUCCUCAACAUCUUAGGGUCAAUCCUAAUACCCAGCUGGUAUACACCUGCAAUGCCAACUACGAAGUACGCGGACCUACUGACGUGUUCUGCGAUAGAAGAGGAUUGUGGUCAGAUAUUCCCGAGUGUGUUGAGAUAAAAUGCAGCGCUUUGAACUCCCGGUCGACGCGGGCGGAUUGCUCUCUUCACGGCCAGUUGGUGAGCUGCGACUCUGCGGUGUCUUCGGGUGUUGAAGCCAAACUAUUUUGUCGGCAGGGAUACAGGAAGGAGACGAGUUCCUCAGCGAGUCGCAGAGACGCCGUCGUGUGCAACUCCAAGGGAGAGUGGGAACCGAUUCCCCUCAGAUGCGUACCAGCUUGCGGUGUUCUACCAGCCCAUAACGGGUCAUUCAGAUCUAACGGAGUCGCGUCGUCAGUCGGCGGCUUACCAUGGCAUGCGAGCCUCUACAAAGAAGACAAAACGUCAACGACAGCCGAGAAACAGUAUCAGUGCGGUGCUACAAUUAUUCGGCCCGAUCUGGUCAUGACGGCAGCUCAUUGCGUCUACGACGAGACACUCGGAUACACGGAGAACCCUGAUAAGCUCUUUCUUCUGGCUGGAAGUACAUCUAGAAGUUAUGAUUCUCCUCUGCAUGAUCCCAAAAUCGUUCGGAAGGCUGCGGUGAAAAACAUCCACAUAAAUUGUCAGUAUUACGGACUCUUGGGAAACUACAGAGCUGACAUCGCGUUGCUGGAACUUAAGCAGCCGUUCGAGCUCUCUGAUGUUCUUCUGCCCGCUUGUUUGGACUUUUCUAACAGCCUGGACCUGUUACUCGAGCCUGGUGUCCUUGGAAGAGUCACCAGUUUCGGUAGGAUAACAUCAGGGGAGACCGGUAACGUUCUGCAGACUCUGACCGUGCCUUACAUAUCCUACAACCAGUGCAAGCGUUCGAUCAACGCUGCCAAUAAGGAGCUCUUCAUCAGCACCGACGAGUUUUGCGCCGGUUCCACAAACGGAUCGGCUGUGUGCUUAGGUGACAGUGGGGGUGGAUUGGUAUUCGAGCAAAAUCACUUGUGGUACGUUCUAGGGAUCGUCAGUAUUGGUUUCGGCGUAGACACUAGCAGCGGAGAAUGGACGUGCGACAAAAAUUCCUACUCGCGUUACACCAAAGUCUCCAAUUACGUGACUUGGAUUCAAGACGUGAUGUUCAAUUUAGAACGAAACAAAUCUCACCCUCCGUGCGAAUCCCAUAACUCGCCGCCAGCAGCGUCCGCUGAUCCGCUUGUGCCAUCAUCGGUAGUAACGUCGAACAUAACGCAGUUCGCGUGCACUUGUCCGAUUUCGGCCGAGCCCUGGUCACAACCGCAAAACCAGUCGAAUCAGGGACGCGUAUUCUGCUUCGCACCACUACAGCCUGCCAAUGGAGAACGGAGGCUUCGUUCGAAUCCGUGCGAGGACGACAAGGGUUGCAGUAUUUCUGAGGGCGCAGCUCUGGAACUUGGAACUGCACUGACAUACAGUUGCAGGCCUGGAUUUCGAAUGAAAGGGAAUCCCGACGUUUACUGCGUACUGCCGGGACGCUGGUCAGCGAUUCCCAACUGCAUUGAGAUCAUGUGUCCCCCGUUGGACGAUGAUUCGAUGUUUGUGACUUGCUACCGGUCGAACCAUCGGACACCGUGUAAUUCUUCAGCGCUGGCAUAUACCACGGCCACACUAGCGUGCCGCUCUGCUUUCAUAGAGGAUUCGAGUCUCGGGAAGGCUGGCAGGAAAACUGUGACAUGUAACAUGAAUGGAGAAUGGGAGCCCAACCCGAUCACCUGCGUCCCAGUAUGCGGAGCAUUGAAUACGAAGUUAACCCCGACUGUGGUGCAUGGAGUUGCAGCUGACAUCGUACAGUUUCCAUGGCACGCGACUCUCUACAGGCAGGAAACACCGUCUCAGGCUACCAAGGAGUUCCAGUGCGGCGCAACGAUCAUCAAGGGGAACAUUUUGUUGACCGCCGCCCAUUGCGUUUACGAUGAAUAUUAUCAAGUGAUCGAGAAACCUGAAAAAUUUUACGUUCUCACAGGCAACAAUUUCCGCGAUUACGACAGUCCGCUUAACAAUGAACAUCUCAUUCGGAAAGCUGCGGUGAAAAGCAUCUACCUUCCUUGCGAGUAUCAUGGCCGGGAGGGUAAUUACAACUCCGAUAUAGCGGUAAUCGAAUUGCGCGAGGCGUUCGCGCUGUCCGGAAUCCUAAUUCCAGCCUGCAUGGAUAUCCAGGGUUACACCGACCGUAUAUUGAAGUCUCGCUCAGUCGGAAGGAUCGCUGGAUUUGGUAAAACGAGAACUGGCGUGACGAGCGCAACUCUUUUGACAACGAACAUCUUCUACGUACCCAUCAAGGAGUGCAAAAUGGCCGACAGUAUCGGCGAUAAUGCGGGGCUUCUAACAAACGACAAGUUCUGCGGCAAAAGCGAGAACGGGAUGGGCGUCGGCGAAGGAGACAGCGGCGGUGGUUUGGUUUUUGAGAAUGAUGGAAAGUGGUACGUCAUGGGAAUUUUAAGUGCUAAUUUAGGGGCUCGCACCUUGGACGAAUCGGGAACGCGCAACUGCACAGCUCACUCCCUUUACACCGAGGUUUCCGCUCAUAUUUCGUGGGUUCUUCAGGUGCUUUUCAAUUUGGAACGAUACCAGUAUUACCCGUUCACGACGAUACUUCAAACCUGUCGUGCAACCGCAAUCGACUGGAAUCCGGUCUAUAACAUAACAAUUGGGUUCAAUAAAAAUUUCGAUGAACUUGUAAUCGAUCCUUCAAACUACAGGUCUGCAAAAGUAGCACCAACGUGGCGAUGGAGUUCAAUUUCAGUUUCGACCUCUGUUAAAAACUGA
Molecule: messenger RNA, 3096 nt
Organism: Diprion similis
Lineage: Eukaryota; Metazoa; Arthropoda; Insecta; Hymenoptera; Diprionidae
Exons: 13
Coding region: 1-3096 (1031 amino acids)
Biological process (GO): proteolysis
Molecular function (GO): serine-type endopeptidase activity
Source: RefSeq, a predicted model, not a curated record